Molecule: messenger RNA, 1086 nt
Organism: Striga asiatica
Lineage: Eukaryota; Viridiplantae; Streptophyta; Magnoliopsida; Lamiales; Orobanchaceae
Source: the annotation of a GenBank genome assembly
AUGACCGUCAAAUUAGGCGAUUCAGUUUCACAGAUGGGUUCUAACAUCUACGGAGAUGGAAUUUCGUGGAUCAGGGGUCCGAUUUUGGGUAAAGAAAGCUCCGGCCGCGUCUACAAGGCCAAAAAUCGCCGACCGAAGUACAGCUGUUUCCCGCCGGAGAUGGCCGUGAAGUCCGCCGACGCUUCCUCCUCGUGCGCGCUGCAGAAGGAGAAGGAGGUCAUGGCCAACCUAGGCGCGAGCCCCUACCUCAUCUACUGUUUCGGAGACGAGACGACUCAAGGCGACAACGGCUCCAUCGCGUACAAUCUGCUGCUCGAGUACGCUUCCGGUGGAACCCUAGCCGACAGAAUCGCCCAAUCGGGCGGCGGAGGGCUGCCGGAAAUCGAGGUGAAGAUGCACGCGCGGUCUAUUCUCAGAGGUUUGAGCCACGUUCACGAAGCUGGUUACGUUCAUUGCGAUCUAAAGCCUGACAACAUUUUACUGGUACCAAAAACCACCGGAGGAAGCGAGAUUGAUGGUGCCCAAUUCACAGCGAAAAUUGGGGGUUUUGGCCUUACAAAGAGGGGAGAAGAGCACUCGAGGAAGAAGAGGAAAUUAGGUGGGGGCGAGUGCUGGAGAGGCAGCACGCCCAUGUAUUUGUCCCCCGACAGCGUGCAGGAAGCGCCUUGUGAUGUUUGGGCAGUCGGGUGCAUCGUGCUCGAGAUGCUGACCGGGAAAUUGCCGUGGGAAGGGACGAAAGAGGAAAUUCUGGAGAAGUUAGGGGCAGGACAGGAAAUUCCAGAAAUCCCGGAGUGGAUAUCGAGGGAGGCUAAGGACUUUAUCAAGCGUUGUUUCGUGAGGAAGCCAUCUUUCAGGUUCACGUGUGGAAUGCUGCUGAAUCACACGUUUAUUGAUGGCUUUGAUGAUGAGGAUGAGGAAUUAGAGGAGGAUGUUAAGGAGGAUUCGUUUUGUUCGCAACUUGCUGAAGAAAAUGAUUCGGAAGAGGUAGGCAGUCGAUAUUCUGUGUCCAAAGAUAUUCAUGUGCGACGUGUUAAGGAGAGGCAACAACUUUGUCCCUUUGGUCUCACCAUCCCUACAGGGGUCUGA